Drosophila willistoni is the source of this 779-nucleotide messenger RNA. RefSeq names its product protein singles bar (gene sing). NCBI's taxonomy places the organism in Eukaryota, Metazoa, Arthropoda, Insecta, Diptera, Drosophilidae. Bases 68 to 598 code for a protein of 176 amino acids. Gene Ontology annotation, cellular component: membrane. The record is from RefSeq and is a predicted model, not a curated record. The transcript has 3 exons.
UCUGGGAAGAAGAUGCGCAGUGAGUUGUUUCUGCUGGCAGUGAGUUUUCAAGCAUCUUGAGCACAACAUGUCUUCGUUUGGAGUCCGUGGGAUGAGUCAACCUCUGGGUAUAAGGAUCUGUUGCUGCCGCAUCUGUACAUGCAUUAAUUUCGGAUUUGUUCUCUCCCGUGCCGGGCUGCUCAAGCUGAUGCAACUGGGCCUGGCCAUGUUGUGUGAGGGUCUACUCAUACGUUAUGGUGUUCCCUAUGCCGAUUCGAUUGGUCAAGCUCUCACCAGCUUCUUGGCCACCACAGGCCAUUGUUUUGCCACCAAUGGCAUUCUUCUAAUGUGCUAUUGCUUCUCAGAGAAAUCCUAUGGCCUUAUACGCCAAUCGCUAUUUGAAACUCUAUUCAAUGCCCUGGCCAGUUGCAUGUACUUCAGUUCGUCCAGUUAUAUGGGAUUCGCUUGUGUGAUUUGGCUGCAUCCACAGUUUUUGGUCCGUCCCGGCUUCUGGGCAUAUCCAGCCAUGACAGCCUGCUAUUAUAUGGGCUAUGCGGCGGGUCUUCUUCAUGCAAUUGAUGCAUUCUUGGCCUUUAAACAAUUUCGAGGGAUGCGCUAGAAAUAAUCAGUGAUUAAAUGUAGUUAGAAGAUAUCUUAAGAGUAGGUUGAUUCCAUUUUUUUAAAUAUGUUUCUAUAAUGCAAUCGAUUUAUAAAAAGUUUUUGACUUAUUCUAGAAUUUCUCCUAGUUAGUCUAAGGCAAUGAAAGACAUUCGACUAAAUGACAUUUCAUGUUUUUCAAA